AUGAAAACACAGAAAUCAGCCUUUGCAACCUCUGCAAACAACGCCAGAAGCCUCCCCAGAACAGAAGGAACCAAGCUCGACAUGGCUCUCUACACAGACCUCGCUCUUCAGGACACCGUGAAGGAAGAACUCUUCAGGUGCAAGCUCCACAUGCUGGAGAGGAAAUGCUGCACGGGAGUGGAGAAGCUGAAGGCUCUCGUCGAGGAGCACCUGCAGAACGGUUUCCCCAUUUCCGACAUGCUGGAGAAAACCAAGUCCCUGCUCACCCUGAGAAAAGUUCUGCUGUCGCACAGCGGCUACUCCAAAUACUCCAGGGACAUUUUGCGCCUGUUCCCAAACGGAGAGGAAGACGUGGCUCCGCUGUGCUGUUAGAAAGCAGAGAUGGACGAUAGAAAAAAAAAACAGCCGGACGCCGGAAUGGAGCUGCUUCAGUUUUAUGAACAGUGAAGUUCAAAUCUAGGGGGAUGCCGCUUGCAUCUGAGAGUUUAAAAACCCACUCAAAUGCAUUUCUUUUGCAUUAUGACGGGAAGACACUCAGGAGGCUUUUUUAAAAAAAAAACAUUUUCUAGAAGACUGAUUUGGGUCUUUCAGAGAGAUGAUUGGAUUCAGAGUCACAGUAAAGUGAAUGCUGACUGAGCAGAAAACUAGCCCACUCAUGAUGUGCUGCUAUUUGUGAGCUCAUUGAUUCUUAUAGCUGCUAUUUCUGUUUAGAUAAGACCACAAGAGACGUCCAGUCUCUUAUCUAUGCAAGUUUUUUGUUGUUGUUCUUAUAUAGUUUAAUUUUCCAUGAGAAUUUGAACCAUUUAACUUGAUGAACUGGAACAUUGCCAAACAACACAAUGUUUCCUCUGAUGACUGUGAAAACACCGAAUGGCCUAAAAGUGUGUGAUUGCACACUACCUUUUUGUACCUUACCACCUUGUUUCAAGGUAUUGUCUUUGUAUAUCCUUAAGUACCAACCUUUUUUUCUGAAAAGGGAUUCAUUAAUGUUUUGUGUAUGCUGUGUAUGCAUGUUUUGUGUCUCUCAUCAGUUUUGUUUUUAUUUAUCCAAAGUGGAUUUUGAUGUGUGUUUUUGUGUUGUUGCAUAUUCUGAGAAAUGGAAUAUCUGAAAAAUGAAUGUCUUUUAAUGAGACCAUGUUUUAAUUUACCUUGG
Messenger RNA from Menidia menidia (Atlantic silverside), 1153 nucleotides. The record is from the annotation of a GenBank genome assembly. Lineage: Eukaryota; Metazoa; Chordata; Actinopteri; Atheriniformes; Atherinopsidae.